GAAAAAAACACAACAACCACAGCGGUAUAUUCCUCAGCGGGACUGCCAAUGUUUCCCGUCCAAAUGAGACAGCACCCUGGACCAUACUGCAGUACGUAUUAAAAAGCCCGAUUUAAGGGGGCGAGGAUGAAGCGGCGCAAUGCGGACUGCAGCAAGCUCCGACGGCCCUUAAAACGGAACCGAAUCACCGAGGGGAUCUACGGCAGUACGUUCCUGUAUCUGAAGUUUCUGGUGGUCUGGGCGCUGGUGCUGCUGGCAGACUUUGUGUUGGAGUUUCGCUUCGAGUACCUCUGGCCUUUCUGGCUCUUUAUUCGCAGUGUUUACGAUUCCUUCAGAUACCAGGGCCUGGCUUUCUCAGUGUUUUUUGUGUGUGUGGCAUUCACAUCAGAUAUUAUAUGUCUGCUGUUCAUCCCAGUACAGUGGCUGUUCUUUGCAGCCAGCACAUACGUGUGGGUACAGUACGUCUGGCACACAGAACGAGGGGUCUGCCUCCCCACUGUGUCGCUAUGGAUACUUUUUGUUUAUAUCGAGGCAGCUAUCAGAUUUAAAGAUUUGAAACACUUCCACGUGGACUUGUGUCGUCCUUUUGCAGCACACUGUAUUGGGUACCCGGUGGUGACGCUGGGCUUUGGUUUUAAGAGUUAUGUAAGUUAUAAGAUGCGUCUUCGAAAACAGAAGGAAGUGCAGAAAGAGAACGAAUUUUACAUGCAGCUGCUUCAGCAGGCCUUACCUCCAGAACAACAGCUCAUACAGAGACAAGAGAGAGAAGCAGAGGAGGCAGCAGCAGCAGCGGCAGCAGCGGCAUCCAAAAGCAUUCAUGAUGUAGACUCUCCAGCUGUGGCACAGAACGGCUCGGCGGGCGGUAAAAAACCCUCAUCCAACACAUUACCAGAGCUGGAAUACAGAGAGAAAGAGCGAGGCAAGAACGAGUCCAAAAAGCAACACAACCACAACCAGAACCAUCACAGCAGCACCAGCAGCAGCAUCUUACCAUCAGUGGACAAUAAAGCUCAGGAGAUGGAGUACAUGGAGAACCAUGUGAACAGUAAGAGACUGAGUAGCUCAGAUCUGCUGGGCAGCACUGAGAACCUGCUGAAAGAUGAACACUCUUCAUCCUCCUCAUCCUCCACCUCCUCCAACUCCAACAAAAAUUACAAAAAUGCCAGCGGAGGAGGUGGAGGCGGCGGGAGCUCCUCACCUCGGGGGCAUGGAACAGCCAAUGGCAGCGUCCCGUCUUCCUCCGGGCCCUCAUCGUCUGCCUCUUCGUCCAGUAAAGGGGACAGGAAACAGAAGUACGGAGGAGGGAAGAACUCCGCGUCGCACAGAGACCCUGUGGAAAACUGCAUUCCCAACAAUCAGCUGAGCAAACCCGAGGCGCUCGUCAGGCUGGAGCAGGAUGUUAAGAAGCUGAAGGCAGAUCUGCAGGCCAGCAGACAGACCGAACAGGAUCUGCGCAGUCAGCUGGGCUCUCUGGGCACCUCCGAACGCAGCAUACGCUCCGAACUCGGCCAGCUGCGGCAGGAAAACGAACUACUGCAAAACAAACUUCAUAACGCCGUUCAGGCAAAGCAGAAAGAUAAGCAGACGCUGGGGCAGCUGGAGAAGCGUCUGAAGGCAGAACAGGAGGCUCGAGCCGCAGCAGAGAAACUGUUAGCAGAGGAGAAGAAACGCAAGAAGCUGGAGGAGGCCACGGCGGCCCGCGCUGUCGCUCUCGCUGCUGCAACCAGAGGUGAGUGCACAGAGUCUUUGAGGAGGAGGAUUUCUGAGCUGGAGGCCGAAUGUAAGAAACUCACGCUUGACAUCAAGGUGAAGGAAGAUCAAAUCAGAGAGCUGGAGCUCAAAGUUCAAGAGCUGCAUAAAUAUAAGGAAAACGAGAAGGACACAGAGGUUCUGAUGUCAGCACUGUCAGCAAUGCAGGAUAAAACCCAGCAUCUGGAAAACAGCCUCAGCGCUGAGACCCGAAUCAAGCUGGACCUCUUCUCUGCCCUCGGAGAUGCUAAAAGACAGCUGGAGAUCGCACAAGGUCAGAUUCUGCAGAAAGACCAGGAGAUUAAAGACCUGAAGCAAAAGAUAGCAGAGGUGAUGGCCGUCAUGCCCAGUGUGGUGUAUUCAGCAGAUACAGGCAGCAUGACCCCCGUCACGCCACAUUACUCCUCCAAGUUCAUGGACACCAGUCCAUCAGGACUGGACCCAAACGCUUCGGUUUACCAGCCAUUGAAGAAAUGAAUGCUUGUCUCUCACCAAAACAGACACGCACACAUACACACACACAAACACAAACACACACACAGUAUCUGGUUGUUUUUUUUUAUUUUAGUUUUUUCUCCAUAGGCCCAGAUUCAGAAUCAUCUUUGGCAUGUCUGUGGCUCAGAUCGCUUUUUUGUUUUCGUCUUCUAUUACUACAGCUUCUUGCCUGGUCAGAAGGAUGUCGUAUUGUGUGACUGUAUUUGUUGUAGUAAAAAAACAAAGACAAAAAA
Danio rerio (zebrafish) is the source of this 2477-nucleotide messenger RNA. It is a transcript of the gene maco1b, whose product is annotated as macoilin 1b. Gene Ontology annotation, biological process: neuronal signal transduction. Lineage: Eukaryota; Metazoa; Chordata; Actinopteri; Cypriniformes; Danionidae. Gene Ontology annotation, cellular component: nuclear membrane; rough endoplasmic reticulum membrane; axon. The record is from RefSeq and is marked validated.